AUGGAGACUCCAAUACCCGUCCCCAGCCUCACAGUCUACUGCGGCGCCGCCGUCGGCAACCACUACGUCGCAUCACCUUUUGUCCUCAAACUCGAAACGCGCUUGCGUCUCAGCGGUUUCGCUUACCGUACAGAAUUUGGAUCUCUCCUUCAAGCACCGCGCGGCAAGGUCCCAUUCGUGAAGCUGGAGUCGCCCGCCAUAGUGGAGGGGGAGAAAGGAAAAGAGGAGCUGUUGACGGAUUCGGCGUUGAUUACGGAGCGGCUGGUUCGGGACGGGCAUAUAGCGGAUUGGAAUUCUAGGUUGACGGGAGCGGAGAGAGCGAAGGAUGUCGCGGUGAGGGCGUUAUUGGAGGAUCGGUGGUAUUUUUUCGCGGCCCGAGAGAGAUGGAUGGACAACUACUACGCGAUGCGGGACGACACACUCGGCUUUAUCCCAUGGCCGUUCCGGGUUGUUUUAGGUCUUGUGCUGUACCGCAAGAUCAAGGAUCGACUUGACGGCCAGGGCGCGUUGCGGUACACCGACGAGGAGGCCGCCGCAGCCGGGGCAGAAGCAUGGGAGAAUGUCAACGAAUUGCUGGUCGAAUCGCACAGAAAGGCACAAGAGAAGGGCAAGGUUGGGCCGUUCUGGGUCCUUGGUGGUCCUCAGCCGACGGAGGCGGAUGCCACAGUCUUUGGAUUUAUUGUGGGAUCACUAGAUCGCUUACAAGCACCAGCGACAGAAAAAGUGGUGCGGGGGUUCCCGGUGAUGAUGGAAUACGCGAGGAGGAUCCACGACGCCUACUUUAGUGACUAUAAACGUUGGACUGAUGGAGAGGUCGAUGCUCAGGUUUCCGAAACCUAA
Molecule: messenger RNA, 840 nt
Organism: Dichotomopilus funicola
Lineage: Eukaryota; Fungi; Ascomycota; Sordariomycetes; Sordariales; Chaetomiaceae
Exons: 3
Coding region: 1-840 (279 amino acids)
Cellular component (GO): cytoplasm
Source: RefSeq, a predicted model, not a curated record